AUGGCAGAAUAUACCUCAUUGAAAGUGCCGGAGCUGAAGAAGCUCCUGGCUGAGAAGGGACUGUCGCAAACAGGCAACAAGGCCGAUUUGGUUGCGCGACUCGCCGAGAACGACCAGAAGAAGGCUGAAGAAGAAGCAAAGCAGCCCGAGCCAGAGAAGGCCGACACCAAAAAGCAAGGUGAACAUGACACCACGCUCAACCCUUACUCAUCCCCGCAUAUUAACCCCUGCGCAGAAGAACCUAAGGAGGAUGAGAUCACCUACUCCGAUGAUGAGGCUCCGGCCACCAAGGCAGCCCCCGCCGCCGAGUCUACAGCUUCCACCGCUGAGGCUCCCAAGGAAGAGCCCGCUGCCGAGGACAGUGCCAAGCCCGCCGAUGAGGGUGCCGAAGCUGCUGCAGAGGCGCCCAAGCCCUCCUACGCAAUUGGACUUGCUUCCAGCUCCGCCGACGCCGAAGCCAAGAAGCGUGCCGAGCGGGCGAAGCGAUUCGGUAUCGAGGAGGACGAUGACAAUAAGAAGCUUUCGGAGCGUGCUAAGCGAUUUGGCCUCGAUGACAAAGAGAUCCCCGCCGGCUUGGACUCGGCCCUGCCCGAGCGACCCCUGAAGCGCGGCCGCGGCCGUGAGAACGACGGCAAGGCCAACGGAAGGGCGAACAAGCGCCAGAGCCUCGAUCGCAGGGGCGGGCGCCGGAGAGGUGGCCGCCAGGGCGGCAAUGAGGGCGGCAGCAAUGCCGGUGCUAAGCCCAGGUCAAACAUCUUGAGUGACCCAGCGGAGAAGGCCAAGGCGGAGAAGCGAGCUGCGAGAUUCGCUUCGUCCUAG
Messenger RNA from Clonostachys rhizophaga, 819 nucleotides. Lineage: Eukaryota; Fungi; Ascomycota; Sordariomycetes; Hypocreales; Bionectriaceae. The record is from the annotation of a GenBank genome assembly.